Drosophila persimilis is the source of this 4077-nucleotide messenger RNA. It is a transcript of the gene SK, whose product is annotated as small conductance calcium-activated potassium channel protein. Gene Ontology annotation, biological process: potassium ion transmembrane transport. Bases 49 to 3141 code for a protein of 1030 amino acids. Gene Ontology annotation, cellular component: neuronal cell body; plasma membrane; neuron projection. NCBI's taxonomy places the organism in Eukaryota, Metazoa, Arthropoda, Insecta, Diptera, Drosophilidae. The transcript has 15 exons. The record is from RefSeq and is a predicted model, not a curated record. Gene Ontology annotation, molecular function: calmodulin binding; small conductance calcium-activated potassium channel activity.
UCCCACAGAAACAACGAAUAUUGCAAAAGGGCGGCGCAAACUAUCACAAUGUCAAUUCAAAAGCUUAACGACAACGCAAACUCAGGAUACGUGAGCUCCGAGGAGACGGACUCUCUGCUGGUGAGCAGCGGCACCCCCAAAGGUGGGGGCGGCGGCGGUCGAACCGCCCUGCUGCGCCAGGUGAAGAACAGCAGCUCAGCCAAUGGACCAACAGUCGCCACCACAGUGGUUACCACAUUGCCAUCCGCCUCGGGAUCGGGAACGGGAUCCACCAGCAAUAUGGCCUCCGGGGGAUCGGGAGGCAAGCCGACUCUGAUGCGGCAGGAUCGCACCUCCACAUAUCUGACAAGUCCACAACAGUCGCAGCAGCAGCAGUCGCGUAUGGGCUCUGAGGAGAGUAUGCGCGGCGGGAUGAUGCAGCAUGACGAGGAUAUUGAACAGGGACUAAGAGCCAGUGGCACUGGUACUGCCGCGGUGCCUGCCACAACAACCAUGGUGCCAGACAUUGAGGUUUACGAAGAAGAGGACCAAGAUCCACAGCAAACACAGACCAAUAAUACAUCGACGACCAAGCUGGAGCAGCAGCAACAACCGACCAUAUCAAUUAUGAAUUUAAGCCUAAAGCCGAACGAAGCUGGCAGUAGUCUGGGUCCAAGCCCCAGUCCUGGGAGUCAUCCCAAUCUGGGGACCUCAUCAUAUCAAAAUCUGGCGUCCAGCAUACCGCCGAGUGCGCCGAGUCGUUGCCGAGCAUGCCGCAACUGCAGUCGCCGUGCUUCCACAACGCCCAUGUCCACCGGACACAUGAUCGACCGUUCCGCAUCGCGGGACAGCGUGAAGAGCGGCGGAAAUCUCACCAGCUCGAUGGCCAUUUGCAUAUCAAACUCUGCCCUCCAGCAGCAGCAUCAACAGCUACAGUCGCAGCAGCAUCCUUCGCACCAGCAGCAACACUUUCAGCUGCACCAACAGCUCCAGAUCCAGCAUCAGCAACAGCAACAGCUACAGUUGUAUCAGCAUCACCAGCAGCAGGUGCCCCCGGUGCUUAUCACGUCGUCCCCGACGAACGGGUCGCGCAUCAUUAGGCAGAGCUCACAGCCGGAGUCCAGCACCACGGCCAUAUGUUGUGGCACGCACGCAACUUGCGUGGGGCAUGCCCACUCGCACACGGUGCCCAAUGUGUCGCUGAAACAGUUGCGGGAGAGCACACAAGAUGGCAUCGCCGGCAUUGCUGCCGACUCCCUGCGGAUCAACGGUGGAAUGCGACCCUUCAAGCAGGGCGUUCUUCUAAUGCCUCGCACCUUGUCCGAAAGCCGAAAGUUGAGACUUCGAAGGGCCUUCACCGAGGCCACUAGCGAAACGCUCCAAAGCUCCAAAAUGCUCCGCAAACCGGCGUCGACACUCUCAAUUCCUGGCUCGAUGAAAACACCUUCCAUUGCGAACCGGGAACAGAUCUCAUCUGGAUGCAACGAAGAAGCGGCCGAGGCACUAGUGGGUAUCCACUCAGACUACCCUAGGUAUGAAAUGUAUAUGGAAGAACGUGCUCUUACUGGCGGCAAUACGUCCAGGAAGCCAUCAACAAACUCGGCCAAACACAAACCCAAUGUGGGCUAUCGCCUGGGCAAGAGGAAAGCCCUCUUUGAGAAGCGCAAGCGCAUCAGUGACUAUGCCCUGGUGAUGGGCAUGUUCGGCAUCAUCGUGAUGGUGAUUGAGAACGAGCUGAGCAGUGCCGGUGUCUACACAAAGGCAUCGUUCUACUCGACAGCGUUAAAAACCUUAAUAUCUGUUUCGACUGUGAUUCUUUUAGGACUUAUAGUAGCUUACCAUGCUUUGGAAGUGCAGUUAUUCAUGAUAGAUAACUGCGCCGACGAUUGGAGGAUCGCAAUGACAUGGCAACGAAUUAGUCAAAUAGGGUUAGAACUUUUUAUAUGCGCUAUACAUCCAAUUCCUGGCGAAUACUAUUUCCAGUGGACGACGAAAUUGGCCAAUAAGAAUAAAACAAUUGGCACCGAAAUGGUGCCAUAUGACGUAGCUUUAUCAUUACCUAUGUUCCUUCGAUUAUAUUUAAUAUGCCGCGUAAUGCUGCUGCAUUCAAAGCUAUUCACAGACGCAUCAUCACGGAGCAUCGGCGCUCUCAAUAGGAUUAACUUUAACACAAGAUUCGUUUUAAAAACUCUAAUGACAAUAUGCCCGGGAACGGUUCUAUUGGUCUUCAUGGUCUCCCUGUGGAUCAUCGCUUCGUGGACGCUACGUCAAUGCGAAAGGUUCCACGAUGAGGAGCACGCGAAUUUGCUAAACUCCAUGUGGCUCACGGCCAUCACAUUUCUGUGUGUCGGCUACGGCGACAUUGUGCCAAACACAUACUGUGGACGCGGUAUCACCCUCACCUGCGGCAUGGUGGGUGCUGGCUGCACGGCGCUGCUCGUGGCCGUCGUAUCCCGUAAACUGGAGCUGACCCGUGCCGAGAAGCAUGUGCACAACUUCAUGAUGGACACGCAAUUAACCAAAAGGCUGAAAAAUGCUGCGGCGAAUGUUCUUCGUGAAACUUGGCUCAUUUACAAACAUACAAGACUAGUAAAACGGGUUAAUCCCGGCCGUGUAAGAACCCACCAAAGAAAGUUCCUUCUAGCUAUAUAUGCGUUGCGAAAAGUUAAAAUGGAUCAGCGCAAACUAAUGGAUAAUGCCAACACAAUAACCGAUAUGGCCAAGACACAAAAUACCGUCUACGAGAUAAUAUCGGACAUGUCUAGCCGCCAGGAUGCCAUCGAGGAACGCCUAACAAAUCUAGAGGACAAAAUGCAGAACCUACAAGAGCACAUGGAAAGCCUUCCGGACCUAUUGUCUCGUUGUCUUACCCAGCACCAAGAGCGCAUCGAGCAACGACGGAACUUUUUACACCCAGACACUGCUGCAGCCCCCAUCCAACAGCCAACGCCCCAAUCGAUGUUCAAUGCAGCCCCCAUGCUGUUCCCCCACUCAAGAAGUGUUCCCUCAUCCAAUAACGCCGCUGCUACUUACCAUUGGCCAACAAGCCCUAUUUUGCCACCUAUAUCUAGUAGAACACCACAUUUAGUGCCUGAUACUCACAUGCCAUCAAAUGGAUCUGCAGUUAAUAGCUACGCAUCUUCCAACAAAUACGGCAGUUGAAUAUCAGAGAGAAGAGAGCGCUCCAGUUCCGUGAUUAACAUCGAGAUGCUACCAUUAAAGCCCCCAUCCCCCAAAACUACGUCAACGUCAAUGUCCAUGUCAAAACCAAAAGCCAUGUCGUCGUCGCCGCCACUGGGCGCUGAGAUUGCGCUGAGGCAACGUUUGCAUUCGCCGUCGUUAUCGCAGUCCCAAUCCCAAUCGCAGUGGCAGUCGCAGUCGCAGUCACAGUCCGAAACACAGUCACACGCACAGCUGCAAUAUCGGGGAAUAUCACAGUCGCUGGAAUACCUGUUGCAUCGUGUUGGUGAGACCAUACCACCGGUCAUACCAGAGGAUGUUGAAUCGCCGACUAAUACGAACACGAACAGUAACAGUUCACCGGACCAAAAUGUCAUAGCGAUGUGUACGAUGACUGUACCAUCAUCGAGCUCAGCGCCGGCAUUCAGCGGCAAAGCUGCCCCAAGGCCAAAGCAAACCGACGCUAGCGAUGGCAGUGGAAUUGUGAAAUCGAUAACGAUAACGGACCCACUGACUGCAGCACUGGCGACAUCGAAGCCGAUGCCGAUGCCGAUGCCGAUGACGAUGACGACGACGACGACGAGUGGCACAGCCGCCGCCUCAACAAAGAUCACUGAGAAUAAGUUUACUAGAAAGAGAGAACGUGUAUGCAAUAAUAGUAGUAAUAGUGCUAGGUAAUAAUAGUAAAUAGUAAAUAAUAGUGGUAAUAGUAAUAUUAGUAAUUCUACAAGUCGAAUUUCGAAAGUCGGCCUUUUGUAAAUAAAGCCUCUUCGGAAUGAGAAACAAACAAAACACAAAACUCAAAAGGUAAAACGCUAGCAUAUGCAUACAUACAAUACAUACAUAACUAUAUGUUAUAUACUUACAUGCAUAUGUCUGUUGAUGUACACACACACUCUUAUGGAUAUAUAUAGCCCU